AGGAAAGCUGAUGAAACGUAGUGUAGGCUUGUUUCCUGCUGCGCGCAGGAUGCGAAUAUUCGCGCGACAACUGGCCAACAUCAGAAUAUAAAAAUAUUUCAGUAAAAAUUUUGAUUGGAGUGAAAUGUGGACUGUAACGCCUUUUCACAUCGUAGCAUUUUUGCUAUCAUAUUAUCAAUUCAGUAGUGUUUCCUCAGCACUUAUUGUAAAAAUGAGACCUUCCAGGGAGAAAACAGACACUUUGAAUGUUAAAUUUGCAGUGCAUCAGCGGAAAAGAAAUAUAACUAGGGUACGCAUUCAGAAGUGCUGUGGACUUCGUACAUGCAAUCCAACCUCAAAACCCACAACCAUAACUUCGCAAUUGGCAUCCAUAAUUUCAACAUUAACGACAUUAGCGAGCGAUGCGUCAACCACGGCAAUUGAAAUUCAGACAACCCUUCCAAAUCAAGAAUUCACAAAUUUUUUUGAAGAGAGCACGUUGACAGAGCAAAUCAUCGCAAGCACCCUUGAAGUAGAAACUACCACAACCGUACUAUCAACGCCUACAAAUCCGCUGACAGAACAAACAUUGACUCUCACUGAAAUCACUUCAUCAGCAAGCCCAGCGAUAACUAUCAUUACCGAUGCAACUACAACAACUAUCACACCUACCACCACUACAAUAGCUACCACCACUCCUGCCACAACCACUACAACAACCAUUACUACUCGUACCAUCACGACUACCACACCAACCACCACCACUACCACUCCUACAACCACCACUACCACUCCUACAACCACCACUACCACUCCUACCACCACCACUACCAAGACUAGCACAAGUACCUCAACCACAACCACAACUCCAAAACCAUUGUGCCUUCCGUACAAUUGUAACUUGACUAGGUCAAAAUUAGGACCAGAUGGUAGAGUACUGGCGUCAGCAGUUACUGAUGGAGUCCUGAGGGAGAUUGGGAAUAGGCAGUACUUGUUCAGCUCAAGUGCGAAAAACUGGACCGAAGCGGCAACUGCGUGUUGCUCUCUUGGGAUGAGUCUUUUGAGUUUUGAAACUGCUGACGAAUAUUUAUCUAUGGCAGAUAUUAUUGAUUUUUCUAAUAACGGGAGUUUAAAUGGCGAAUUCUACACAUCUGGAAGUGACAACAAAUUGGAAAACUCUUUCGUUUGGUGUGCAUCGAAUAAUGCCACUAUUGCUUCCCCGCCGUGGGCUGCUGGCGAGCCGAGUGACAAAACGGAAACGGAAAACUGUGUUGUGGUGUACAUGGAACCCGGCAAAAAUCCCCAGCUCGGUGACAAAUCGUGCUCUACAGCCACAAAAUAUAUUUGUGAAGUUGCAGUGAUUCCAAGAACUGCACCAACUUUGCCACAAACCUGCAAAGCUGAUCCGAACUUGUUAGGAUCAGAUAGACAAGUUAAUAUGACUGCGCCCGUAAUUGAUGGAAAGUUUAUAGUUCUAUGUGGAAAAUUAUACUUCUUUAGCACAUCAGCAAAAACCUGGCAAGAUAGUGCAGACGAAUGCUGCAAAAGGAAAAUGAGAUUCGUUGCUGUAGAAACUGACGAGGAGCAUAUGUGCCUGGCUGAUUUCAUAACCAAUCCGUACGGUCGCCAAUAUAACGGACUUUGGUUUUGGACUUCUGGCUCAGAUAGUACCGUUGAAGGAGUCUACAAUUGGUGUUACGCGGACAAUACUCAGGCAAGCAUGCGCUUUUCCAGUGUGCUCAAGUGGGACUCUGCGCAGCCUGAUAACUAUAAUAAUGAAGACUGCAUAAAUUUCUUCACGUGGAACGUGGCUCCCCCAGGCAGCAUCACUUAUAAUGAUUAUGCUUGUAGCAAUACGUUGCAAUAUAUAUGUGAGCGGCCAUUGUUUGGACCAGUUCCGUUUCCCGAAUGUCCAACAGUAGUUUGCACACCGGAGCUUGCAAAAGUUAACGAGUCCCAAAAUUGGUUGUCUUCAUCAGCCGCAGUGGGAGAUUUUUACAGUGGGUGCAGCAAACAGUACUUUAUCAGUGCUGCAGUGAAAACACGAGACGAGGCUAUGGCAGAGUGUUGCAAGUAUGGCCUACAACUUUUAAGUAUUGACACGCAACAAGAGCUUCAAUGCAUUGUGGACAUGAAUAAUGCGAAAUCGAAGAAAUCUGCGAGAUUUUGGACAUCUGGGUCCAACAUGGGCAUCUUGAGUGUCAGCAACCACGGUUGGUGCACCACGAAGAAUCUGAUUUACAACAAAACCCUUUGGGAAAGUUCACAGCCGGACAAUCCGUACACAGAAAGGUGCAUUUCUUUCAACGUGGCUGUUGGGGCCGCAGCUUUAUACAGAAUUCACGACACUGCGUGCUCCACAACUUUACCUUUUAUCUGCGAGGGUGAUGUACCACCACGCGUAUAAUUUGAACAAGACGAAGACAGAGGGAUUGCAGCAGGUGCAAUUUAAUAUUUGUGUCUUUAUUUUCGUUAUUUUCCAUUCAGAUAUAUGUCAAUUUUUUUACAUCGAUGACAAUUGAAAUUUAUUUUCUUCUUUACAAAGACGAUAAAAAUUUGAGAUCAUUCAUUUACUUAUAUCAAUGGAAAUAUUUGAUUCUGCGUUCCUGAAAUUUAUACUCUGCUAAAUUAUUAGGAUUCCUACGUUAUAAAAAUUA
Molecule: messenger RNA, 2636 nt
Organism: Neocloeon triangulifer
Lineage: Eukaryota; Metazoa; Arthropoda; Insecta; Ephemeroptera; Baetidae
Exons: 19
Coding region: 125-2386 (753 amino acids)
Biological process (GO): biological process involved in interspecies interaction between organisms
Cellular component (GO): external side of plasma membrane
Molecular function (GO): fucose binding; D-mannose binding
Source: RefSeq, a predicted model, not a curated record